Molecule: messenger RNA, 3430 nt
Organism: Porites lobata
Lineage: Eukaryota; Metazoa; Cnidaria; Anthozoa; Scleractinia; Poritidae
Source: the annotation of a GenBank genome assembly
AUGGAGGGUCUUAUUGAAAUGACCAACAAUGCCUCUGGCAAUAGAGAUUCCAUUGGGUCUUUAGAGGCAAAAGUGGAGAACCUUAUUACACUAAACAACAGUACUCCUUCUGGCAGUGGCGCUGCCGCAAAGUCGCUAGAAAGAAAGAUUGAGAGUGUGGUUGAACUGAACAACAAUACUUUUAGUGCAUUGAAGUCCUUAGAAUCACAAGUACAAAGUCUUAUUGCUCUGAACAACAAAACCCCUGGCGUCAGCGAUAGCAUGAAGGCCUUGGAGGCAAAGGUGGAGAGUCUAAUUGCACUGAACAAAAAACCCUGUAACGUCAGCGAUGCCAUGAAGUCAUUAGAGGCAAAGGUGGAGAGUCUUAUUGCACUGAACAACAAAACCUCUAGCGUCAUCGAUGCAAUGAAGUCCUUAGAAUUAAAUGUACAGAGUCUCAUUGCACUGAACAACAAAACCUCUGGCUUCAGCGACGCCAUGAAGUCUUUAGAGGAAAAGGUGGACAGUCUUAUCGCACUAAUCAACAAUACUUCCUCCCCAGUUCCACAACCGGUUCCAAACCCAACAGGUAUUCUUAAAUAAAAACUAUCAAUUGAUUGAUUAUUAAUUUUACUUCCUUUGAUUCUCAUGUAAAUAAAUGAACUAUUUUUAUAUUUUUGGAUAUGGUCACGUCAGCCGCUUCUGUCGUCUCUUCUUGUAAGGAACAGUACGAAAAAGACAAGUAAGUUAUAUUUUGCUUUCAUUUGUUCGUUUAAAUGGAAACUUUUCCUACUAGAGAUUUUUAUUGUUCGAUGACAAAUAUCCUUAUUCCAUCCUUAUUUCAUGUCGUUGUUGCAAACUUACUGACUGAGGGUCAGUAGUAGGUUUGAACAAUUUGUUCUAAAACCAGUUUACAUCAGUGGGUCUUAAAAAUUCCGUGCAACUUAGCGAGGUGGAUGCUGGGUUCUAUGUUUCUCUAACAUUACCAAAGAUUAAUUCCUGAUAAUAGUUAAUUAGUUAACACUUAGAGUCAAUAUUUUAAAACAGUUUAUUGAACACAGCCUUUAACUACUCCCCGCCCGCAAUAUCAUAUCCUCGAGACAGCGAUAUAAAAAGCAGAUUAGUGCUCUGCGAUUCUAUGUUAAACGAUUUUUUGCGCCUUAUAUUUUCAUUUGUUUUCAAGUUUGUUUAUUUACCUAGUUCAUGUCGUGACUUACGCAGUGAAUUCGAAGGCUGGAGAACUGUUGCAUAGUACAUAAGAAAUAAAACUCAACUCAAUAUCAUAGAAGGCUUCAUUCAAGUGUCGCCGUCGUAAAUUAAUUGAAUUAACUUAAUAAGGAAUAUUCCCUCAGAUCCUAUUCCUUGGCGAGUUUGGGGGCUUAUGUAAUCUUCAAUGCUCAUGACUACCCUUGAAAGAAUGAGUUUGAAUGAGUUUGGGGGAUGAAUAGUAGUAUAUUCUGUCAGCUUAAGAGUACCUUGCCAACACUCACUUUACUUUAUUUUUUUUUCCUCUCUGGUGGUUGAAAAGCCUUUUUUUUAAUCUCUUUCUAAGGCUGGUAAGAGGCUUUUAAGGCCUUAUUUUUUACCAAAAGCUUUUCAAAUGACAAUCCCUCAUAGUUGUUACUGGUCGUGGUGGUGGUGGUAAGUGGGUAGGGACCCGCCGGUUGCAACUACUUUACCCAACAAGAUAAACGAAUGAAUUUGUAUAUAUUUAUCUCCAAAAGGUUUUAUUGCCUUUCAUUUAAUUACUUGAAACAGUUUGUCAAAGAGUCAAGUGUAUAACCUGAGUAUCGAUGCCCAAAUGAUUCCUGUUUACUGUCACAUGGGAGACUUUGGAUGCGGAGAAGGAGGAUGGACGCUGGCCUUAAAGACAGACGGAAUGAAGGUUAUAAGUACUAGAUAGUUACUUCUGUAUUGGUAGCUGUUGUGACAGACGUUGCCACCAACAUCUAGAUGGUACCUUGAAAUAAAGGUGCGAAAUUGUACAAUCAUAUAAGUGUCUCAAAUUGCCUUACUGGGCUUUUCACAAACAUGCGAACUCUAAAGUUCAAAAGCGCUAGCCGCCUUCACAAUUGCGUUUUUCGCUGCCGUCAAUCAUAAUUACGAUCACAAGCAACGAACCUUGAAACACAAGAAACUCACAAAACGGAUCGAAAUCCACCAAUCAGAAAUCACAAUCCAUGACCUUUUGAACCCGUUAAAAUAAAGUUUUGUUUCCUAAGAGGUCCGUUAAGAUUAUUGACGGCAGCGAAAAACGCAAUCGUCAGUUGGCUUUUGAACUUCAGAAUUCGCAUGUUUGUGAAAAGCGCAGUAAACAUGGAAUGCCAUUAAAUAUCGCCCUAUGCUAGGAAUCUAUGACAGUUUUGGACUCCGGAGUUCCACGCACUGUCAAUGUUAAUUAGAUUGGAUUCCAAUCGUUAGUGGGGUUUGGGUUCCCUUCAGCUGAAUUCCGGAUUCCACCAGCAAAAAUUUCCCGGACUCUGGAUUCCACAGGCACAAAUUUUCAGGAUUACGAAAUCCAGAUUCCUUUACAUGGGUCGAUAAAUAGCAAUUGGUGCUUGUCAUUACUAGGAACUCUUUGCCUCGACAGAGACCCUUUAAUAUUAUGCACUUAAUGUCAGAUCCCGAGGGAAACAGUUAGUUUUGUUUUCCCGAGAGUCCUGAUGUUUCCCGAGACGCUUCGUGUUUGUGUUGUUGUGUUCAUUCACGAAAAAGAAAACUGGCAGUGUUUUUCUUUUCUGUCACGCCACUUUCCACCAUGCUUUGAUCACGUGCUGUAAUGUAUCCCAAGCGGGGUACAUUGCUUAAUGCAUCACGAUCCAGAUACUUUUGAUUUUAGUCAAGGUCACGUAACCAAGAAUCAACCAAUGGCAGUCCCUGUUUAGUUGAUUGAAAGUCUAAGAAUAUAACAUUACAAUUUGUUUUGCAGAGGACCUUCCGCUUCUCUUCUCCACUUUGGAGUGACAGAAAUACAUACAACACUGCAGGCGGAAUGACUGGUUUUGACACUCAAGAAACCAAGCUUCCAACCUACUGGAGCACAAAUUUUUCCAAGAUCUGUCUCGGAAUGAAGAUCGGCCGUCAGACUAGGUUCGUUGCUCUUAACCAGACUGCCACCUCUCUUCACGCCCUCAUCUCCGACGGAGCGUUCCGUGCAAGUAACCUGGGUCGUGAGCCCUGGAAGAUGCUGAUUGGUCCUCAGGGCUCCUUGCAGCGCAACUGCAAUAGAGAAGGGUUUAAUGCUGUUUGCAGUGGAACUAGUAAUCCCUCGAAAGCAAGAAUCGGUAUCCUUGGAAACAACCAAAACAACUGCGUCAGCUGUGAUUCUAGAAUCGGAUUUGGCAUGGAGGGGGAGCCAGAUGGUUCCAUCAGAUGUGGAGUAGCAGCACGAAACUAUGCGGAUAAUGGCGAAAAGUACGUUAAUGCAUUUGGAUACAUCUUAGUACAAUAG